AGUUCCCCUUUAACCCUGCUACUUAAUUGCUUAUUUUGUCCUUGGAUGACAAGUGUUCAUGCUGUAAAAACAAUAUCGGUGUGAUACACAGCUAAGCCAGUUCACUAGUUAUAACUCACUCAGUGCCAGCUGCUGUUUACUUUUAGUUUUUCUAGAACAGGGUGGGGGUCUAAAUUUGGAAGGCUGACGGAAUGGGAUGUUCUAGGAAGGGGAGGUGUGCCAGUCCUUUAUUUUCUGUCUCCAUCUGACGUGACAGCCUGUCAUUGCCCAUAGUGAAGCACAGACAGCACGCCUGUGUCCUGCCAUUACGACUACAGACAGAUUGUACACGGUGCGUGUUGGUUGCCAUGGGGCAGUGACUAACAGCAGUGUAUGUUUUCCUUUUUCUCUAUUUAGUAUCUGAUGAGCUCACAGUGCAGCUCCAUCUCUGCAAAAUUCUCUCUCUAGCUAGGAGCCCAGCAUGGGAGGAGGAAUAUCAGGGGAUGCUGCUUUCAUAUUCAGCCUUGCUCGGGGAUUGCAGAUCUCUCCUGAGCUUUGACUGAGGAAGGAUAAUAAAGCCCAUUGAUACGUGUUGUACUACCUUCUAAAUGAGUCUAGGAAUUCCUGGCAAAGCCUGUCUCUUUCAGUCUGAAAGGAGGACACGUGAAGGUGAACAAUGGCUCCACGGCAGUGAUUUGCAGAACUAUACCAAGCACAAUCGCCUCAGGACGAAGAACUAAUAAAACACACCAAUAAAAGGACACAUUAUAAAAGAUUUUUUUUUUAAAAUUCUAACUGAAACUUGACCUUUAUUUGAAGGUCACCACGCACUCCUAUUAUUCAUCCUGAAAUGUGUGUCUACAGUAGAGAAGGACGCUUGCCUUGUCGCUACAGGAUUACCUGAACAACCAAUGUGUGUGGCACCAAGCCGUAAAGAUGAGGUUGUCAUGGAACCUAAUGAUGGAGCAGCCUCUGCUUCUGUCCUUGAGCCUAAGGUGGUCAUACCACGGAAUGAUAAAAGAGCACCCACAAUAUACAUUAUAGCAUCGGUAGUCCUCUGGUUAGUAACUGGCACAACCAUAUCUAGCCUGAACAAAUGGAUAUUUGCAGUGUACAACUUCAAAUACCCCUUACUGCUGUCGUCUUUCCAUAUGCUUACUGCUAUUCUGCUGGACUAUCCAUUGAUAAGGUUUGGCUUGCUGAACUUAAAGGCAGAAGAAGAAGUACCACUGAAUGCUAAUGCCAGAUUUAAAGUAUUCCUUUUGAGUCUAACUUUCUGCUCCAGCAUUGCCUUCGGAAACCUUGGUCUAAGCUGUGUCCAGCUCUCUUUUGCACAGAUGAUUUAUACCACAACACCUAUCUUCACACUGGCCCUUUCCAAAGUAUUUCUGGGCACCAGACACAACACACUCAAGUACACUGCCAUGGUACCCAUUUGCCUGGGGGCCUGUUUUAGCAUUAUUGGAGAGGUGCAGUUUGACCAGACCGGCUGCUUCUACCUUUUUGCUUCAACUUUUCUCAGGGGACUGAAAUCUAUACAACAAAGUUCACUUCUGAAGGAAGAGAAAAUUCACUCUGUAACACUUCUAUACCUAAUGUCCAUCCCCAGCUUCUGUAUUCUGUUUCUAGCUGCCAUAGUGUUGGAGAGUGGAGUGAUAUGGGAGGUCCCACCUGAUUGUGAUAACAGACUUUGGCUUUUCAUCCUUCUGAGCUGCGUAGGAUCCGUUUUGUACAACCUGGCCAGCUUCUGCGUCAUCACAUUUACAUCUGCGGUUACCAUACAUGUGCUUGGAAAUUUAAAUAUUGUUGGGAACCUGGUGUUGUCUCGUGUCCUCUUCGGAAGUCAUCUGACUGUACUUAGCUACAUGGGAAUAGGCCUUACCUUGGCAGGAAUGUUUAUGUAUCAUAACUGUGAACACUUUGCUUAUUGGAAACGUCUUUGUGCUACAAAAAAACAUACAAAAACUCAGUGAACUCAGUCUCCAGAGAUGCCAAAGUAGAAGCUGAUUUUUUUAGGCCCCAAUAUAAAUAUGGCUGCCAAAGCACAAUACUAAUGAGAUAAACAAGACAGGGAAAUCACUGGUCUAGAAGGCAUCUGUGACUUAGUGUUUCUUUCAAGAAACGGUAUAAUCUAGCACUAGUAUCUUUUAGAUGACUCUGGUUCUUCAGAGGACUAACACAUUUUGGUAUUGGUUCUGCUGCAAUACUGAUCAUUGUCCAUUUGACGUUGUAGAAUUGAUUAAAAGGUUUAGUACAGUGUAGGUUUUAACAAUUCAGUAGUAAAAAAAACACCAUGCAAUGGAUAUUUAU
Xenopus laevis (African clawed frog) is the source of this 2289-nucleotide messenger RNA. RefSeq names its product solute carrier family 35 member E4. The transcript is spliced from 3 exons. Lineage: Eukaryota; Metazoa; Chordata; Amphibia; Anura; Pipidae. The coding region runs from base 891 to 1952 and encodes 353 amino acids. The record is from RefSeq and is a predicted model, not a curated record.